Messenger RNA from Cynara cardunculus var. scolymus (artichoke), 2067 nucleotides. Its product is annotated as probable L-type lectin-domain containing receptor kinase S.7. The record is from RefSeq and is a predicted model, not a curated record. Bases 1 to 2067 code for a protein of 688 amino acids. Gene Ontology annotation, cellular component: plasma membrane. NCBI's taxonomy places the organism in Eukaryota, Viridiplantae, Streptophyta, Magnoliopsida, Asterales, Asteraceae. The transcript has a single exon. Gene Ontology annotation, molecular function: protein kinase activity; carbohydrate binding; ATP binding. Gene Ontology annotation, biological process: protein phosphorylation.
AUGAACCCAAGAAAACACAUUCUUUUCUUGUUGAUUUUCUCUUCCAGUCUCUUUUUCCAUCCAUCAAUGGCGUACCCACGUAAUGUCGCCUUCGAAUUCCCCUUUCUCCCUCUCCAAAACUUCACCCUCCUCGGUGACUCCUACCUCCGUAACGGCGUCGCCGGUCUCACUCUUGAAUCCGACGUCCCCGCUUCCUCCGCCGGAACCCUAAUCUACACCACACCAAUUCGUUUCUCCGACAACCGUACUAACUCCACCGCCUCCUUCACCACCAGAUUCUCCUUCUCCAUCGUCAGCCUCAACCCUCUCUCCUCCGUCGGCGACGGAUUGUCGUUCUUCAUCUCACCGGAAAACCACACUCUUGGAUCUCCCGGCGGAUACUUGGCACUUGUGAAUUCCUCAAAAUUAACUCAAAACAAGUUCAUCGCAAUCGAAUUCGAUACCCGACUUGACCCGUACUUCAACGACCCGAAUGAAAAUCAUAUCGGAUUAGAUAUCAAUAGUUUGAAUUCGAUCAAAACAUCAGAUUGUAUGUCUGCUGGAAUCGAUUUAAGAACUGGAAUUUCAUUCACUACAUGGAUUGAUUACGAUAAUGAUCGAAAAAACCUUCAAGUGUUCUUGACCCGAUCACGAUCCAAACCCGAUUACCCGAUUUUAGCCAUGGAAAUCGAUUUAUCGAGCUAUUUUCAAGAGUAUAUGUAUCUAGGGUUUUCAGGAUCGACGGAAGGAACUACAGAAACCCAUUUGAUCGAGAAUUGGAGCUUCAAAUCAUCUGGGCUUAAACAUUUUAACCCUAGAAUCAACGAUCCACACAAUGUUACUGAUAACACCGUCGUGAAGAGGCCUCCGGUUUCCGAUUCCGGCGACUUUCGUAAAAAGAUACAAUUCGGUCUCGAAGUUUCCGGCCCGGUGUUCUUAUUUGCAGUUCUUGUGUUUUUUGGGUACAUUUCAGUGAAGAAAUGGAAAUCAAUCAGAAUAGAAAUGAAUAUUAAAGCAGAAGUUACAAGAAGGCCAAGAGAAUUUAGUUACCGAGAGCUCAAGAUUGCCACGCAUGGCUUCCAUUCGAGUCUGAUCAUCGGCAACGGUUCAUUUGGGACGGUUUACAAAGCGUUUUUGUUGACAUCCGGAACCACCGUGGCCGUGAAACGAUCGCUGCGAUCCCAUGAAGCUAAAACCGAGUUCUUCUCCGAGUUAUCGGUGAUUGCGCGUUUACGACACAAAAAUCUCGUUCAGCUUCUCGGAUGGUGUGUCGAAAAAGGCGAAUUGUUGCUUGUUUACGAGUUGAUGCCUUACGGGAGUAUCGAUAAGGUGUUGCAUCAAGAUCCCGAUCAUUGUGGUUUCUUGAAAUGGGGUAAUCGGUACAACAUUGCUAUCGGGUUAGCUUCGGCUUUGGCUUAUCUUCAUCAAGAAUGUGAUAAACUGGUGAUUCAUAGAGAUAUAAAGGCUAGUAAUGUGAUGUUGGAUGCGAAUUUGAAUGCUCGAUUAGGCGAUUUCGGGCUAGCUCGGAUAGUCGACCAUAACAAGAGUCCGGUUUCAACUCUAACCGCGGGAACCGUCGGUUAUCUGGCUCCUGAGUAUCUUUAUUGCGGUAAAGCUACCGAUAAAACGGACGUGUUCAGCUACGGUGUGGUGGUGCUCGAGGUGUGUUGUGGCCGGAGACCGAUUGAUUGGGAAGCCAGGGGUCAAAAUGCAGUAAAUUUGGUCGACUGGGUGUGGCGGUUGUACGGGAAAGGCGAGGUUUUGGACGCGGUCGAUAAGCGGCUUAACGGUGAGUUUGAUGAGGUGGAAGGUAAGCGGCUUUUGAUGGUCGGGUUGAGCUGUGCGAAUCCCGAUAGCGAAAUGAGGCCGUCGAUGAGGCGGGUGUUGCAGAUUUUAGAGAACGAGGCGGAGGAAAUGGUGGUGCCGCCGGUAAAACCGAUGGCGAAUUUUUCGACUAGUUUGCCAAUGAGUCUCGAGGAUCUUGUGUCUUCUUCCUCCUCAGACGAUGAGGAAGCCGUUGAAGGAAACGGUAGUCGUGAGACGUCCGAUAGCACAUUCGAGAUUUGUAUCGAUGCGUCGGGGAAGUAG